Ilex paraguariensis (yerba mate) is the source of this 1080-nucleotide messenger RNA. The record is from the annotation of a GenBank genome assembly. Lineage: Eukaryota; Viridiplantae; Streptophyta; Magnoliopsida; Aquifoliales; Aquifoliaceae.
AUGGCAAAUGAUACUCGAUCUACUCGCAAAAGUAAGGAAGAUGAGAGCAGUAGUUCAGGGAAAAGGUUCGUCAGUGGAAAAGGAUGCUCUACUUCGGCCUUUGGAGCAACUAAUACCCCUGGUUUAAGAAGAUCAUCCAGGGAAACAUCAUCGAGGAAACAAAUCACCUCAAGCCCAUCAAGUACGCGGAAGUCUGAGAGACUCGAGAAGCGGACGCCAACCACGCCCCCAGUUAAAAAGAAAUUUGAGAGAAUUCAGAAACAUAAGAUGCCAAGUCCUUUGAAAAGGUCGGACAGGGGUAAGAAAAACAUUUCAUCAAGUUCUUCAGGGUCAAAGAAGUCUGAUAUAAGAUCGGUUUCAUCAGGCAUUAAGCAAAAGGAAAAAAGGGAGACGAAUGUUAAAAAAUUGACAAUGGAAGCUAGGAAAGUUAACAAGAGUGAGAAACAUGAUUUGAAACCUGUCGAUAGGAAAAGAAAGAGGAUGGAUGCUCGUACUUACAAGUCUUUAUUUAAGCUACAGAAAAGGGAUAUUACAGCAGAUGUUGAUGAGGAGCUGGAAAGGCCGGACAAGUUGUCUCAAGUUGAUGGCGGCGAUGACAGAAGUAGUGGUUCCAAGCAAGUGGACGAUGGGGAUGAUGAGUGCAGUGGAAAAUUGGAAGAAAAAUUGAGAGAAGAAUGUGUUGAUAUAGCAUCCGAAGGAUCUCAUGCAGAAAAUAACGGAAAUCAUGUUGAAGUAGAAUUGCCAUACUCGAGCAGGACGCAUAGUUGUACAGAGGAACUUUAUAAGCCUUCUGAUGAAGAGGGUAUCAAAGCCUCCAAGAGUGGUGCCAUGGUUACAGAAACUCUAGUUGCUGUGAAAAGGGUAGUGGUAAACGAUGGUGAUGUUGAUUUGGGAAGUGGCAGUUUAGCCAUACCAUCUAAAACAAAGAAAUAUACAACGGAUGAGGAUUUUAAUCCUUCUGCAACGGUUGCCUGUAAAGAUAUAUGCAUUUCUGCAUCAGAGGCUGUUUCUUCUCCAUCAUCUGUGUCCAAAAAGAUUGUUGAAUUGUGCGUUGCAUGUUCUACACGGCGAAGGUACUAA